ACAGCACGCGACGCGUUAUAAUGAAUUCCAUAGUUGAUACCGACCAAAUCCUCUCCGAAAACGAACAUUGGAAAAAACUUGAAGAACAAUGGGGUAUACCAAUUGACCUGGAGGUAGACGAACGCGACGAUCAGCCAAAACUAAGACCAGUCUUCAGCUGCCUCGACCUGAAAACAACAUUCGAUUCAUCCUUCCUCUUCAAGAAAGUCAGACGUAAACUCGGCCGACAGCUGUCAAAAACGUCAACAAAAACUGCAGCUGACUAUCAGGAUUUCCUCAACAACCUGCAUGACCCUUCAAAGGAAUCCUCACAACAAUUUUUAUGCAUCCAAAAUGCUAUCUCAGCAUCAUCUGUCGAAGAGAUCUGUAAGAAAAUUGAUGAUAUUUUUCGAUCUAUCGAGAAAUUAUCGACGUGUAGUAUGAGGAAACGCAAAGUCAACCUCCCAGAAAUAGUGCAUUGCAGCAUAUCAGCAUCGGACCUCUCAUUCGACGAUACAGUCCAGGAUGAGAGUCAGUACGACAGUGAAAUAGACAGACAUAUGGAGGAGGCAUUUCAUGAUUUAAGCACCAUCAAAAGCACAGAACAUAUAGACCAGUCUACCUUGGAAUCGGUGACAACACUCGUGAGGAAAUUUAGUAAUAUUCUAGAACAUCCCACCAUGAAACAGAGCGCAAGAAGACAAAAGCAGUGUAGUGAAAAGUUUAGGGAUUUAGCUGAGUUUUGGAAAAGUCACGCAUUUCACACCCAAAAUUUGUAAUUGUUGUUUUGUUUCGGUGAUAAAAUCAGGUAAAAAUUUCGUUAAAUAUUAGCUUAUUUAAGUUGAGACGUAUAUCAAAAGUAUUUAAGAUUUUAUAUGUUCUUAUGAUUAUGACAGAUACAUUGACUAUUGCCUUGUUGAAUUAUUAUUAUCGAAAUAAUGUAAAUAUUAUAAUGAAGUAU
This is a messenger RNA of Pieris brassicae (large cabbage white), 940 nucleotides long. RefSeq lists its product as uncharacterized. Bases 21 to 758 code for a protein of 245 amino acids. The record is from RefSeq and is a predicted model, not a curated record. Lineage: Eukaryota; Metazoa; Arthropoda; Insecta; Lepidoptera; Pieridae. The transcript has a single exon.